GCUCCAGGGCAAUGCUACACAAUGCAACAAGCGGAAGCAGAUCACGAUUGGUAGUGAUGCUGCUUUUUGUAUGACUCGCCGCUCCUACCUUAUCAUCUACAGGACUUUCACUACUACCAACGAAUUAAAAAUGAAAUAUUCUGUUAACGAGGCCAUGCCCCUUUCAAAAACAGCUGAUUCGAUGACGCACGGGCGAGAAUUCUCCUUUAGCUGAUUAUCGCUACAUACUGCACUGUCCUGCUGCAAUCGACUGUUGUAAUUAGCAAAGGAGCGAUAAACGAAUGUUAGCGAAUGCAUUGUGUGUUCAUAUUUUUAAACAUACCUCAUUAUUAAACAUGUUUUUAAUUAUUAAUGCGGUAAAUGACUGCAAUCACUCAAUGGAACUAUUCACCAUAAUUGGCUCGACGUUCCUAGUCAAAAAGCUGGUGGCUAGUAUCAAAGCUAUUGUUAUGUUCAAAUCAAAGAUUAGUGUUUCGUUGGUUUUAUGCAGCCAUCUAAUAUUCAUAGUUCUACGAAACUCAACGAUUUUAUGUUUAACAACCUCAUAAAAAACUCGCAUCGAUGCUUAUCAGGAGCGGUGACUCAAGUGCGAUUGAUUCAUUGUCAUAGCAAACAACCGUCAAAAAACGAACCAAACUCACGAUCGUGGUUGUUACAGUCUGAGUAUUGGCUAUGUGGCGACGGCGACACGUCUAAUCUCGGCAGAUGUUUCACAAUGAAGAAUCAAUGCCAAACCUUUGAUAAGACCCCAGAAUAUUCUCAACAGAGAACACACGGCACGAGACUGCGUCAGAGGUCAGGCACACCCUGUUGUUGAUUUUACCAUACAGGAAGCAAGACAGACGGCACCCCGUGCCAGUAUCCAAACAUUGCCAACAUUACCAUUCGAAUGAUAAACCCAAGCAAACAAACAAACCCUACAACAGGGCGUGUGUUCAGACCAACGUGACAUAAGGGUUAUAGGGUAGUGGAGCCUUCGACUGAACGCGAAGCACCUUAACUUGAAGUUGGAGUUUAGUUGAAAUCGUGGCUCCAUGACGAGAGGAUGUUUUAAAAUGUUGGCCGCACUGGCAGUCCUCUUCUCUGUCUGCGCCCUCACAGCAGCAAUUGACAGUGAAAGCGUCCAAGUGGAGACAUUACAGCGGUCCACAGAACCACGCUCGGCCAAAACCCCUUGGAUGGCAACCAUUUUUGUGCUCUCGGCCAACGGAACCAGUCGGCACUGUUGCAAUGGAGCCGUCAUCUCCGAGCAGACCGUACUGACGACAGCGAGCUGUCUACUGCACUGCGGUAACGCAACGGAUCGUUGGCGAGUUCGACUGGGCGUGUGGGAUCACGACGUCCCAGUGGCCGCACACCAACCGGAGAUCUAUCGUGUGCGCAACUUCAAACAACACAAAGACUUCCAACCGUAUACGAGGCUGAUGAACAUAGCGGUACUGGAGCUGGACGGAGUGGUACAGAGUGGUCCCAACAUUCAGCACGCCUGCCUUCCGGAGGAAGAGGAUUCGAUCGGUAAGCGACAGCGGAAUCUGCUCUACACUGGCUGGGGUGCAAGCUUUGUGGCAGAGCGGCCCAGUUGUGCCGAGAAUACCCUCAAGACGUCCCAGCUGCAGACCAUCACCAAGCGCUCCUGUUUGGAGCGACUGAGAACGGUUCAAGUGGAUGCUGUGCUACAACGAGGUGCGGCGUGUGUUGUGGCCAAGGAUCAUGAUUGGUUGUGCCGGGGGAAAGCCGGUGCACCGGUCGUGGCUGAACUGCCCGGUGAUGCUGGCUGUCGGUACAUUCUGUACGGAUUGGUCUCGAGGAACUACGGGUGUCUGGAACUGGACGCGCCAACUGUGGUCACGAAGGUCGCCCAUUUUCGACGGUGGAUUGACGCUACGCUGGCGCGUCUGAUUGCCCGGAAUCGCCGGAAUUUUCUCAGGAAAAAUCAAAACCAUAAGCGUAAGCGAGUUUGAGCAUCGCGUGUCUUCGAGUGUCAUUGAGACAGUCGAGGUGCGCCAGAUAAGGAAACGACCGGGCAGCGAGUGCAUCACUCGUGGAACAGUUCCCGGUUGGUGCAAGGGAGUUUUGAAGAAGAACUAUAUUUUAACAGGUGACGUAACAGUGAUGACUCACUCUGCAGAGUCUCUAUCAAUGGAGUUUCAUAACUACCUCGCGCAGUAGAUACUAAAAGAGCUAUCUCGAAUCAUAAAAGAAAUCUCUGCAUCAGGCUUCGAUUCAUCGUUAGCUGCUGUUGAAAUGAACGACUCGGUGUACAAAAGAAUCUAAAGUAAAUGAAUAUAUCGUACCAUUUUGGUUCAUGUUUCUUUUACAUAAUCGAUGACAAUGUUCCUAUAUUUUGUGGAAAACUUUUGGCACUGCUUCGAAAUAGGAUAAAAUUAGGUUAGAAACUUCUUGUCUUUGGUAUUUAGGAGAAUAAAUUUUCUAGUAUCCUUUACCAGCAUAA
Anopheles aquasalis is the source of this 2452-nucleotide messenger RNA. Its product is annotated as phenoloxidase-activating factor 2-like. The record is from RefSeq and is a predicted model, not a curated record. Lineage: Eukaryota; Metazoa; Arthropoda; Insecta; Diptera; Culicidae. Gene Ontology annotation, molecular function: serine-type endopeptidase activity. Gene Ontology annotation, biological process: proteolysis.